This is a messenger RNA of Sceloporus undulatus (fence lizard), 972 nucleotides long. Its product is annotated as olfactory receptor 11G2-like. Gene Ontology annotation, biological process: G protein-coupled receptor signaling pathway. The coding region runs from base 1 to 972 and encodes 323 amino acids. Gene Ontology annotation, molecular function: olfactory receptor activity; G protein-coupled receptor activity. NCBI's taxonomy places the organism in Eukaryota, Metazoa, Chordata, Lepidosauria, Squamata, Phrynosomatidae. Gene Ontology annotation, cellular component: membrane. The transcript is spliced from 2 exons. The record is from RefSeq and is a predicted model, not a curated record.
AUGCCUGAUAAUGCUCCUAAGUGGGACCUUCUCCAUUCCAACCAGGAAAACGAAACCAGCUUGGUGACUGGGUUUGUCCUCUUGGGCUUCCCAUCCCUCUCACGCCUAUUCCAUCUGUUGCUUUGCUCUCUUCUGUCUACUUGCUAUGCCUUCACCUUGAUGGGCAACCUGUGCAUCAUGUCGGCCGUCCUUUGGGACUCUCGCCUCAGCCGCCUCCCCAUGUACAUCCUCUUGGGCAACUUCUCUGGGCUGGAGAUCUGCUAUGUAACCACCACCAUGCCCCGGAUGUUGUCAGAUCUGGCAUCCCCACAGCCGAGUGUCAUCUCCUUCCAGGGCUGCUUCCUCCAGUUCUACUUCUUCUUCUCUAUGGGGACCACCGAGAGCUUCCUUCUUGCUGCCAUGGCCUUGGAUCGCUACUUGGCCAUCUCCCACCCACUGCGUUACCCAAUCCUCAUGUCACCACGGUUUUGCUUUACCCUGGCAGCCUGCUGCUGGGUCUCUGGUUUCCUGUGGUUCCUGGUCCCCAUUGUGUUGAUUUCCCAGCUCCAUUUUUGUGGUUCCAAUGUCCUCGACCAUUUUAUCUGCGACCCAGGCCCGCUGCUGGCCUCCUCCUGCUCUCCAGCCCAUCGCAUAGAGCUGGCCUUCUACAGCCUCAGCUCCAUUGCUAUCUUUGGCCCAUUCCUCUUCAUUGUGGGAUCCUAUGCAGCAGUCCUGAGGGCAGUGAUGAAACUGUCUUCCACUGCAAGGAGGAAGAAGGCCUUUUCUACCUGCACCUCCCAUCUGGCUGUGGUGAGCCUUUUUUAUGGAUCCAUCAUGGUCACCUAUGUCGUCCCCGAAGCUUCUGGAGGCAGCAACAAAGUGGUGACUCUCUUCUAUUCUGUUGUGACCCCUUUGCUCAACCCACUGAUCUACAGUCUGAGGAACAAGGAGAUGAAGGAUGCCCUAAAGAGGACAAUAUUGGGGGGACGUUAG